GGCCGCCCGCGGCGCAGCCAAUGGGAGUGCGCACAUCCCGCGGCGCAGCCAAUGGGAGCGCGGGCCGCCCGCGGCGCAGCCAAUGGGGGCGGGCCGUGCCUGCGGGCCGUGGCGGCGGGCUCGGGCUGUGCGCUGGGGCCGCGGCCAUGCCCGAGUGCCCGGAGCUGCACCUGGCCGGGCGCUUCAUCAACGGGGCGUGCGGGGCGCUGGUGUUCGCGGGCGGCGUGGAGCGCUCGGCCGUGGGCCGCGGGCCGGAGGUGCCCUUCCGCAGCGAGGCCUACAGCAUCUCGGCCGUCGCCCGCGGCAAGGAGCUGCGGCUGAGGCUGAGCGCGCUGGACCCCGCCGCCGGCCCCCCCGCGCAGGACCUGGUGUUCCGCUUCGGCAUGUCGGGGUCGUUCCGGCUGAGCCCCGCCGCCGAGCUGCCCCGCCAUGCCCACCUGCGCUUCCUCACCCGCGAGAGCCCCCCCCGCGCCCUCUGCUUCGUCGACCCCCGGCGCUUCGGCUCCUGGCGCCUGGGGGACGCGUGGCAGCCGGAACGCGGGCCCUGCGUGGUCUCCGAGUACCAGGCCUUCAGGGAGAAUGUGCUGAAGAACCUGGAUGACAGGGCUUUUGACAAGCCCAUCUGUGAGGCCCUCUUAAACCAGAAAUAUUUCAAUGGAAUUGGGAAUUACCUGCGUGCUGAGAUCCUGUUCAGGUUGAAGAUCCCUCCCUUUGAAAAAGCUCGGACCGUGCUGGAGGCCCUGAAGGAGCAGGAGCAGGAGAGGAGGAAGAAGGAUCCUUCCCUGACGCUGAGCAAGAAGGUGAAGCUGAAGCAGGAGAACCCAGAUCUCCUGGAGCUGUGCCACUCUGUGCCCAUGGAGGUCAUCACGGCAGAGAAGCCGCUCUUGGACCCCGAGCAGCCGGGUGAUUAUGCUGCCUUCAAGAACUGGCUGCGGUGUUACUUGGUGCCUGGCAUGAGCUCCCUGCGUGACCGCAAUGGCAGAACCAUAUGGUUCCAGGGAGAGCCUGGCCCCAUGGCUCCCAAAGGGCAGAGACCCCGCAAGACGCCCCGCAAGAAGAGCCCUCAGCUGAAGGCAGAGCCCGAGGCCCUGAGCCCCAAGGUCACCCCACGUGCCUUGAAGCAGCGCCGCAGGGCUGCAGCGAAGGCCCUGAAGUCAGAGGAGGAGGAGGAGGAGAAGGGAGAGGAGGCUGACAGGCCAGGGAAGGGCCGUGCUCGUGGGAAGAGGAAGGUGACUGCUGCUCCAGCCUUGCCUGAGGAGCCUCCAGGUGUCAGAAGAAGCCGCCGGAUUUCUGCUCGCACGGGCAAAGGUGCAGCCCCUGCCGUGUGACUGUCACCUGCUGCCACCUCCUGAGAGGCAUUUGAGGGUCCCAGAGGAGCUCAGGCAGGGCCUGGCCAGGGACCAAAGUUAGUGCUAGUGAAAAUGGGGCUGCUCUGUACCUGUGCUCACACUUAUUUGCUGCUGUUGCAUCCUGCCAGUGUGGGAGGGAGAAGCUGAGCCUGGUGAUGGGGCUUUUUAUUGCUGUCCACAGGCAUUUCAGGGGAAAAAGGGCCAGGACCACACGUGCUGGACUCUGACCCUUCUCUCUCCCUCUUCCCUUUCUGGCUGCUGAUCCAAUCACUGUUUUUAGCUGACUAAUAAAGUAUUUUGCAUAGAAAUCGCCGUGCAUGCCUUUCCAUGUGAAGGAUAAAUCCUUCUGUGCCCAGCCUCUUCCCCGCAGGGGCUGGAG
Prinia subflava (tawny-flanked prinia) is the source of this 1728-nucleotide messenger RNA. RefSeq names its product nei like DNA glycosylase 1 (gene NEIL1). Gene Ontology annotation, biological process: base-excision repair. Gene Ontology annotation, molecular function: DNA N-glycosylase activity; zinc ion binding; nucleic acid binding. The record is from RefSeq and is a predicted model, not a curated record. The transcript has 9 exons. NCBI's taxonomy places the organism in Eukaryota, Metazoa, Chordata, Aves, Passeriformes, Cisticolidae. Gene Ontology annotation, cellular component: nucleus. Bases 21 to 1328 code for a protein of 435 amino acids.